This is a messenger RNA of Anopheles darlingi, 1443 nucleotides long. Its product is annotated as leucine-rich repeat-containing protein let-4-like. The coding region runs from base 226 to 1443 and encodes 405 amino acids. Gene Ontology annotation, molecular function: protein binding. NCBI's taxonomy places the organism in Eukaryota, Metazoa, Arthropoda, Insecta, Diptera, Culicidae. The transcript is spliced from 3 exons. The record is from RefSeq and is a predicted model, not a curated record.
GACCAUUAUCCGCUAACGUCCAAUUUUCGGCACGCGUGGUAUCAUUAUUAGUAAUUGUUCGCCAUCAAUAUGCUAUGAGGUAGCGUAAUUUAAAACGUGUUAAGUACAAACUAUUCGUCUUCAGUGCUUGUCGGCAAUUCUGUAGUAGAAGAAGUGGUCGGUUCUCUGCUUCAGUGCGAGACGCAAGCCAACGUUAAGUAUCUGAUUCCCGUACAGCAUUAACAAAUGCUUCGUCCAGUUUCAUACGUGCCUGUGGUGACCGUGGUGGCUCUGAUGGGCUUCGCUGUCCUCAUCCACGGGCAAUGUUCCACGGAUGAUGAGCUUGAGUGUUACAUCGCGCUUAUUAACAUGACGUCCGGCGGGUUUGUCAGGCUUCAGCGCAUCUUUGCCACCACCUCGUACCCAGGAUACACCGUGCAGCGUUUGAUCGUGGCUAAUUCCGCAUCGGGAGCCUUUCUUCAACGAAUUGGUCAGCUCUCCAAGAGUAUCAUCUACAUACAGUACAAUGAACAGGUUUUCCUAUUGCCGGAGGGUAAUGAGUUGAUCUACGUGAUUAUAACAAAUGCCCCUACCCUACGCUUCUUUAUUGCCGGAAGAAACGAUCAGCUGGAAACACUCCGGAUCGAGAACAGUUUACUUAAUGUGAUUCCUUCGACAUUGGCCCAAUUGACGCAGCUCCAACUAUUGCAAAUCAACCGCUCCCCCCUAGCGUUGCUGCAUCUUGAUACGUUGGCGAAGAAUCCUAGCCUGCUUUACGUCGAGCUGCUUGAGAAUCGCAUCGCAAAAAUAAUUCCACCAACGGAUCCCGGUGCUGUGCUGAGCGUACAACAGCUUAGUCUCUCAUCAAACUGGAUUGUGCAUCUAGAUCUCGGUGUAUUCGAGAGAGCAAAGAACCUGAAUUUCCUCGAUUUACGAAACAACCGCUUGCUGACCAUUACGACCAAAGUUUCAUUGCCCAAACUGAGCUCCCUAUUCCUCGAUGGCAACAGACUAUCGUCGUUUGAUCUGCCCAGCCUACAAACACCCCUGCUGCACACGUUGAGUUUGAGUGCAAACAAUUUCACCGAGAUGCUAUCGCAAUGGGAAGACAAAUCAGAAUUACGAUACGUGUCCUUCGAUACUAAUCGCAUCAGAACGUUUGAUUUUGCUACGGUGCGACCGCUCAAAAAGUUGGCAUCGAUUUCUUUGACCGACAAUAUGAUCCAGACGGUCUUCGCUAGUCCGCCCGUGGUGGAGCUGCCAUUGCUGCAGGGUAUCUAUCUCAGUGAUCAAAAUGCCUUCGUGGAUAUUCCUACCAACUGGCCAAAGAUGCCGGAGCUGCAGUCGCUUUCGAUGUCGAAUAAUAAUCUGAAGGCAGCGAAUCUGACAUCAUUGCGUGUCUUUCCAAACCUACAGUACCUUUUCCUGUAUGAUAAUCAGAUCACAACCUUCCAAAAUAUGUAA